Messenger RNA from Morchella importuna, 1758 nucleotides. RefSeq lists its product as uncharacterized. The coding region runs from base 1 to 1758 and encodes 585 amino acids. Gene Ontology annotation, cellular component: nucleus. The transcript is spliced from 8 exons. Lineage: Eukaryota; Fungi; Ascomycota; Pezizomycetes; Pezizales; Morchellaceae. Gene Ontology annotation, molecular function: RNA helicase activity; ATP binding; RNA binding. The record is from RefSeq and is a predicted model, not a curated record.
AUGUCUGACGGCUGGGGCACUAUGAAUGAUAUCUCUAAUAAUGAUGACGCUUGGGCGAGCACCGCUACUUCCAGUAACAAAGAUACUCGGGAAAGUAGUAAACUCCCCAUAGUUGGUUCACGCAGCGGCUCGGGCAUUACCCAGGCUGCUGCUGGAUCUUCUGGUAGUAUCUCUGGCAUUGAGCUUAAAGUCGACUCAAUCUCUCUUUCUGACCCCGUCUUGCCACCUGGUGAUGGGGUUGAAGGCCCAGUGGUUGAUGGUUGGGUUGAGCGUAAACCUUACGAUUAUGAGACUUACGCAACUCCUGAUCGUGACCCAGAGGCCCCUAGAGGAGAACCAACUGGUCAAUGGGCCGCUUCCGGCCGUCGUUAUGAAUGGAAAGAGGAAUAUGGUGAUGUUGCUCCAAGGGAUGAGGCGCUGGAGUUGAUGCUUUUUGGGGAAGUCGAAGACACUCCACAAACUACCAGUAGCGGCAUCCAGUUUGAAAGGUAUAAAGUACCCACUCCUAUCCAGAGAUACUGUAUUCCAGCUAUUCUUGAGGGACAUGAUAUUCUUUCUUGUGCACAAACUGGUUCUGGAAAAACUGCUGCAUUUCUGAUUCCUAUCUUGUCAAAAUUGAUGGGCAAGGCAAAGCGCAUUGCCGCUGCUCGUCCAUAUGAUGGGCAGCGUGGCUACGUCGCUGAACCUCUCGUUCUUAUUGUCGCCCCAACACGUGAACUAGCAACUCAGAUUUUUGACGAGUGUCGUCGCUUCUGUUAUCGAAGCAUGUUGAGACCCUGCGUCAUAUAUGGAGGAGCAGACGCAAUUACUCAGAAAAUGGAACUCGAAAGGGGUUGUGAUAUCCUUGUGGCUACUCCUGGCCGUCUGACCGAUUUUUUGGAGCGCGGCAAGAUUUUAACACUAAAGCGCCUUAAGUUUGUGGUGAUUGACGAGGCAGAUGAGAUGUUGGACAUGGGUUUUGAACCGCAGAUUCGCAAGAUCCUUCAAGGCACAGAUGCAAAUGAAGAUGAUGACCAGCAAGUACUUAUGUUCAGUGCCACAUUUCAAAAGCCAAUCCGUAAGCUUGCAAAGGAUUUCCUGGCAGAUGCAUAUGUCCAGAUAAAGGUGCUUUGGGUUGAUGAAAAUAAGAAAAAAGAAGCCGUUUAUGACCUCUUGUGUACUGCUCCACCUGCCCGUACCUUAAUCUUUGUUAAUCAUAAACGUACUGCCGAUUCUUUGGAUGACUAUUUGUACAACCUUAACCUUCCAACAACAUCAAUCCAUGGUGACCGUACCCAGCGUGAACGUGAGGAUGCUCUGCUUUCUUUCCGUUCCGGAAAAUGUCCUAUCAUGAUUGCCACUGGAGUAGCUGCUCGUGGACUCGAUAUUAAGGGUGUGAUGCAUGUUAUCAACUAUGAUCUUGUGCAAAAUAUUGACGAAUAUAUCCAUCGCAUCGGUCGUACUGCUCGCAUCGGAAAUGCAGGAAUCGCUACCUCCUUCUUCAAUGAUCGUAAUCCUGAAAUCGCACCAGAUCUCGUUAAGGUUCUCCUGGAAUCGGAACAGAUAGUUCCAUCCUUUCUCGACGAGUACCGCCCUGCUGAUGGCGAGGUCAACUUUGAUGAGGAACCAGAUACCGACGAAGAGGAAUUAGCCGCGGGUGCAGAAGUCGCAGAGGAUACCGCCGGAAAUGAUGAAUGGGGGAAACCUGGCAAAGGCAGCGGUGCGGGUUGGGGUGAGGGCGCAGGUGGCGAUGCUACCGUUGAUGAUGGCUGGAACUAA